Messenger RNA from Physella acuta, 765 nucleotides. RefSeq lists its product as uncharacterized. Lineage: Eukaryota; Metazoa; Mollusca; Gastropoda; Physidae. The record is from RefSeq and is a predicted model, not a curated record.
AUGGCAGGUCUAAUGACAGGUCCUGUGGCAGGUCCUAUGGGAGGUCUAAUGACAGGCCCUGUGGCAGGUCUUGUAGCAGGCCCUGUGGCAGGUCUAAUGACAGGCCCUGUGGCAGGUCUAAUGACAGGCCCUGUGACAGGUCCUGUAGCAGGCCCUGUGGCAGGUCUAAUGACAGGCGCUAGAAAUGGUGAGACUGAGCAGAGAAAUGGUGAGACUGAGCAGAGAAAUGGUGAGACUGAGCAGAGAAAUGGUGAGACUGAGCAGAGAAAUGGUGAGACUGAGCAGAGAAAUGGUGAGACAGAGCAGAGAAAUGGUGAGACUGAGCAGAGAAACGGUGAGACAGAGCAGAGAAAUGGUGAGACAGAGCAGAGAAAUGGUGAGACUGAGCAGAGAAAUGGUGAGACUGAGCAGAGAAAUGGUGAGACUGAGCAGAGAAAUGGUGAGACAGAGCAGAGAAAUGGUGAGACAGAGCAGAGAAAUGGUGAGACUGAGCAGAGAAAUGGUGAGACUGAGCAGAGAAAUGGUGAGACAGAGCAGAGAAAAGGUGAGACAGAGCAGAGAAAUGGUGAGACUGAGCAGAGAAAUGGUGAGACUGAGCAGAGAAAUGGUGAGACUGAGCAGAGAAAUGGUGAGACUGAGCAGAGAAAUGGUGAGACUAUAGUUGUUGUGAUAAGCGGAUACAGACAACAUCGUGAUACAACAUACAAUUCAGUUCUCCAGAAAUCGGCCCACAGUUUCCCUGUAUUGAGUAAGCUAGGUAUAUAA